CCUGCCUGCAUCUCACUCCUUCUGCUCAUUGCUGCUUGUGGCUCAAUACCAAAACCUCCUGGCUGGAAUCACAACCCUGCCAGACAGCCAAGGGAAGAGCUACUGUGUGUGGAAGCUACCAUCCUGUCACUUGUAUCCUAUCCAUACAACCACUUCUACUUGACAACAACACUACUCCUUUCAUUAAGAAGACCACGUUUUCCAUCACGGUUAUGGCAUUGAGCACCUCUCCAUGGACAUUCCCACUGGCCUUGGCACUGCCCCUGGCCCUCACUGCACUCUGCUGGGCACCAACACCUGUCCUGGGUGGGUGCCCAUCAGCCUGCCGGUGUUCCUUUGCCAUGCUGCAGUGCUUGGAGCCUGAUGGCAUUGCCAGCAUCCCUGCACUGGCACCACAGGAGAGCGAAAACGUCACAGAGAUUUACAUUGAAAACCAGGUUACCCUGGAGAACAUUACAAGACACGACCUUGACAACUACAGGGAGCUGAAGAACCUCACCAUCACGUUCUGCAAACUGCAGCAUAUAUCUGCUAAUGCCUUCCAGAACAACCUCAAGCUCCAGUAUGUGAACCUGGCAUCCAACUCUCUGGAGCAUAUCAGUUGGAAGGUCUUCCAUUUUCUACCCCUGCUAAACUUGAUUUUGAGGGACAACCCGCUUGUGUGUUCAUGUGAUAUUCAUUGGCUCCAGCAAUGGCAGCAAAAUGAACGUGGCGACUUGGACAAUCAACUACUGCAUUGCUCCUCUGAUGGCCACAGCCUAUCAUUAAAUUCCUUGGUGAUGGAAAACUGCAGUGUUCCUGAGGUGACCAUCCUGCAAUCCAAUAAUAAAAUCCAGGAAGGUGGCAACCUCACCUUUGAGUGUCACGUGACAGGAGUUCCCAUUCCCACAGUGAGAUGGCGCACACACCAACUGCACUCCCACUACGACGUACAGGAACGGAUCUGGGGCGCCACCCUGGAGCUCAUCCUACAUCUAACAAAUAUGUCCUCCAAAGACAACCUCCACAACUUGACCUGCGAGGCUGAGAACCAGGCUGGACCUGACGAUGACAUGGUUAUGCUGGACAUUGAAUUUCCAGUCAAGAUUAUUUUCCUAAGAGACGCUGAGCCACAGCACCACUGGUGUUUCCCCUUUGCAGUGGACGGCAAUCCGGAGCCCACCAUCCGCUGGCUGUAUAAUGGCUCUACCCUCAAUGAGACCCGUUACACCUACACACAGCUCAUUCCCGACUCAGACGACGGCUCGGUCAAACAUGGAUGUCUGUUUCUCAACAAGCCCACCCACCUGAACAAUGGCCACUAUACCCUCAUAGUGGAGAACAAACUGGGGAGUGACCGAGAGACAGCCACGGGCAAGUUCAUGGACAACCCCUUUGACCUGUUUGAUUCCCCUGAGGGAAUGUUUCCGGUUCCCACCAAGAAAUCUCAUGAGGAUGUCACUGAAAACUUGGAGAGUCGAGUGUUUGGGGUGUCUGUGGCAGUGGGGCUAGCAGUGUUUGUUUGCACUUUCCUUCUGAUCAUGGUCCUGGUCAUCAACAAGUGUGGCCAACAUUCCAAGUUUGGCAUUCAUCGCUCCUCUGUUCUGGGCACGGAGGAUGACAUGGCUGUCUCCCUUAGAUUCAUGAACUUUGGGGCCAGCCCCCCCUCCUCAGAGGAGGGCAUUUUGGACACAGGCAUGUCCAGCUUUGUGGAGAAUCCACAGUAUUUCUGUGGAAUCAUCAAAGACAAAGAUAUGUGUGUACAGCAUAUAAAAAGACAAGACAUUGUGCUGAAGUGGGAAUUGGGUGAAGGUGCAUUUGGCAAGGUCUACCUUGCAGAGUGUGCCAACCUCAGCCCUGACAGUGACAAGAUGCUGGUGGCCAUCAAGACUCUCAAAGAUGCAAACGAAUCAACGCGGCAAGACUUCCAGAGAGAAGCCGAGCUCCUCACAGUUCUUCAGCACCAACACAUUGUCCGAUUCUAUGGUGUUUGCACCGACGGAGAGCCACUGGCCAUGGUGUUCGAAUACAUGAGGCAUGGAGACCUCAACCGCUUUCUCCGAGCCCAUGGUCCUGAUGCCUGUAUCCUGGAGGAAGUGAAGAUAGCACCUCUGGGCCAGCUCACCAUUCCUCAGAUGCUUCAGAUCGCUGCCCAGAUUGCCUCAGGAAUGGUUUAUCUGGCUUCCCUUCACUUCGUACACCGAGACUUGGCCACACGCAACUGUCUGGUGGGGGAGGGUCUGGUGGUCAAGAUCGGAGACUUUGGGAUGUCCCGGGACAUCUACAGCACAGACUACUACCGGGUGGGUGGACGUACCAUGCUUCCCAUUCGCUGGAUGCCUCCUGAGAGCAUCAUGUACAGGAAGUUUACCACUGAAAGUGAUAUCUGGAGCUUUGGCGUGGUUCUUUGGGAAAUCUUCACCUUUGGUAAACAGCCUUGGUACCAGCUCUCCAACAGUGAGGCCAUUGAGUGCAUUACACAAGGUCGGGAGCUGGAGAGACCGCGGACCUGUCCUAAGGAGGUGCACUUGCUGAUGCAGGGCUGCUGGCAGAGGGAGCCCCAGCAAAGACUGAUCAUCAAGGACAUCCACAGUCGCCUCAUGGCCCUGGUCAAGACCCCCCCAGUCUAUCUUGACAUCCUAGGUUAGAAAGUGUAAAGGUACUUGAAAGAGGGGGCCUGGGGAAAAGAAAUGGAGCAGGGACCAGGGGAAGGGUGACCGUGAAAAGGGUGGUAUGGUAGAAUGUUCGUUGUUGAUGUUAAUGGAAUUGAUCCAGAAAGAUAAGUCUAAACUUCUCAUCCCACCAAGGGUGAAAAUGUCCACAUUCCAAUGUCAGGUAUUGGUCAUUUUCUGGAAUCUUGUAAACAGUUGGAGAGAGUGAAGAGAUAUUGAAGGUGGUGGUGGAAAGGGGGGGAUUCUUCUUCUUCUGUUGAAGCCUGAAACACUGGCGUCAACUAUGCUGCUUCAACUGUCUUUAACCUGAUUGGUCCAGGCUCAACCUCAUCUCCUCUGAGUGAGGAGGAGACUGAGCACCUAAUAACUGUCAAAUGUUUACUGUUUGAUUGUUCUUUAAUUGACUUGGAUGUCAGGCUGAUGAGGACUGUGCAUGGCUGACAUGUUGACUAAACUUAGAAGGAGUCACUGUCGCCUAAGAAAAUGAACAAAACAUUUUUUGACAUGGAUUUUCAAGGAUUGUGCUUCUCUGCUCAUCUUUCCAGGGCAUUCUUUUCAGAAGUGAAUGGAUUCUUGGCUGUUAAAUACCCUGUUAAGUCAUUUGUGUGAUUGCAUAAGGAGUCAGUUAUUUUUGGUAGUUUGAUACAUAUGUACUAACAAACAACAAUCAUCAAAAAGUGUAAAAUAAUAAUUCAAUUGUUAUUUGAAGAAUUGUCACUUCUAAGUUAUGUAGCAGUUAACUGAAUCAACAGAUGUUGAGAUGACCUAAUCUAAACUAUCUAUCUAUAUAUAUGCCAUCAGUGAAACAACUGAACUUUGUUUUAUUGUCCUCAGCCCAGCAGAUAACCAAACCUAAGCAGUCAGCAUGUGUCCCUUUGGCCCCCUCCCGAAACAAGGAGAGUUGAAGCUGUCUAUCCACUGCAAAUUAGCAUUAAAAGUCCAUACCCAUACAGCCCUCUGAAUUGGUCAGAAGGUUUACUAUGUAAUUUAAAAAAAUCAAUUUAGCAACGACUUUACAAGGCCUUAAAAAAAGAACAUGAAGCCUUAAUUAUAUUUAACAUCGAGGCAACCUCUUUCCACCUAAAAAUUAUGAAAAUGCUUUGGGGGCACAAUUUUAAAAGAAGCAUCGUGCAAAGCAGUUUGAAAAGAAUUGAUCCAUUUUGAAAUACUGGAACUAAGUAGUUUCAAAGUGGUGGCUAUUUGAAGGGCAAUUAAACAAAAUACUGUAAUUUUUAAAAUAAAUUCACUGAACUUCUCAAAAUGGGAAAAGUUCCCAAUUAAUUAUAUUUAUAGACUCUGUACAAAGCACUGGAGUUGUAAAUCCCAACCUUCAUGACAUGUAUUGUUAUUUAUUUUAUCAACAUGUUGACUGUUUUCUUCUAUUAUUUUACUGUUGAAAGAAAUAUUUUGUAAAAGAAAGGGUUAACUUGUGUCACUGUACUCUUCAUGUUUUCUGACAUGUUAACUAUAUGUACAUGGUUAUGUAUGUACAGUAUGUGAGUACUACUUACUGUAAAUAUGUUGCUCUUAAAGGGUAGUUGGGUGUUUUAAAAAGUGAUUCACAAAGAGAAUGAUUUAGCGACUGAGACAUACAGUAUGGUAUUUAAACAUACUGGCUUAGCCACAGCUACUGCUUUCAUGGAAAUCUCUUAGCAGUCACCAUGCUAACCUUCGGUAACCUUUGACAUCAAAAUCGUGUGCAAAAAUCCAGUAUUGGAAAGAUAGUGACAGAUUCGGUGAGAUAGUUUCAAAUGUAACAGAUGGAUGAAAGGGAUUGAAACUGCAGGGGGAGAGUGACAGAUGGAGGUGAAAUAGAAAGAGGGGUACAACCAUACGACUCAAAACAAAUGUAUGUGCAAAACAGCAAGCUGCCUGGACCAUGUUUUUCAAUUCAACCUUUCACCUACAAACGAGAAAUGAAAGUAUGUGUGAUAGAAACAAAGUAGAGUGAUACCUUGGAAUGUAAAUAUGUAAAUACUGUGUCACUGUUACAGAAAAAGUAAUCUUUAAAUCUUGUUACCUAAGCACUUUUAUUAUCUACUCAAUUAAAGCCACCAUUGGUUUAAUAUAUCAGUCUCUUCCCUUUAAUUGAU
Molecule: messenger RNA, 4744 nt
Organism: Osmerus eperlanus (European smelt)
Lineage: Eukaryota; Metazoa; Chordata; Actinopteri; Osmeriformes; Osmeridae
Gene: ntrk1
Product: neurotrophic tyrosine kinase, receptor, type 1
Exons: 16
Coding region: 213-2627 (804 amino acids)
Biological process (GO): protein phosphorylation; nerve growth factor signaling pathway; cell surface receptor protein tyrosine kinase signaling pathway
Cellular component (GO): signaling receptor complex; plasma membrane; axon
Molecular function (GO): transmembrane receptor protein tyrosine kinase activity; neurotrophin receptor activity; ATP binding
Source: RefSeq, a predicted model, not a curated record